AUGGCCAAACAAUUCAGUAGCACUGCUUGGGCGCUUAAGGCUGACAAGAAAAAGAAAGCAGCCGACGUUGAAGAGAUCGACCCAAAGGCCAUGAUUAAAGACCUCGAAGCCAGAUUCGACUCGACGCUCGCCAAAUACAACAAGAAAGUGACAGAGGUCAAGAUGGGCAAGGCCAAUCCGCAGAUCUUCAACAAACUGAAGGUCAAGACCGAGCACGGUAUGUCCUUGUUCACAGAUAUAGCCCAGACCAGUCUCAAGGGUAAGUUUCUCACCAUUACGGUUUUUGACCCGAAAAAUUCCAAACGGAUCAUCAGUGCUAUUCUGGCGUCCGACAUGAACAUGAACGCCGUGGAAGACCCGAAGAAUCCACAGUUGUUGAAGGUUGCACUCCCGUCCAGCACCAAAGAGCUGAAAGAGAAGCAGGCCAAGGAACUCAAGGAAAGCUUCAACUUUUACAAGAGCAGUUCGAGUUUAAAGGACUCGUUCUCGUCGAUUCGCUCACACGCUUUGAAAGAGCUGAAGAAGGCCCGCGGAUCGGCUGAGCUGAUCCGCAAACUCCAAAACGACAUCGAGAAAACCCAUAAGACAUACACAGAGAAACUCACCAAUGCUCACAAGCAGGCUGAAAAGACACUUAAAUAG
Ogataea philodendri is the source of this 642-nucleotide messenger RNA. RefSeq lists its product as uncharacterized. The record is from RefSeq and is a predicted model, not a curated record. Bases 1 to 642 code for a protein of 213 amino acids. The transcript has a single exon. Gene Ontology annotation, cellular component: mitochondrion. Gene Ontology annotation, molecular function: ribosomal large subunit binding. Lineage: Eukaryota; Fungi; Ascomycota; Pichiomycetes; Pichiales; Pichiaceae. Gene Ontology annotation, biological process: translation.